GGACUCCGCCGUCCGAAUUCCGGGGAGGACCGCUUCCGGCGGCACCGGAAGUCCGAGGGGGACCGUUUCGGGGACGGACUGACGGGCAGCAUCCCGGCGCCGCAAGGUGAUCCCCGCUUUGCUCCUGAAUCCCGACGCUCAGCGCCUGACGCGGCCGCCAGGUAAAUUCCAAGGCUGACCGCGCCCACCGACGCCGCCGAGUGUUGCCCGCAUCUCUGUUCAGAGUCCGUGAUAAGGAAAUCCUGGCUGCGAAAGACCCGGGGGUCAGACAGCUUGGCCUCCAGACCUGUCAUUAGCUGGUGGUGUGACAUCGGAGAAACCGGGUUCCUUUUCUGUAAAAUGAGGAGCUUGGAAUAAGUAACAAGGGCAAUAUGAACCUGAAGAUACUGAAAUUGGAGAACUUGCUACGAUGUCACGCUGUCUUUAGGCAGCUGCACAGCCUGGGUCAAAGAAGAAUGUUAGCACAGUGGAGUCAUGUGUUUUCAUCUGCUUAUCCUGUGUGGACAGCUCAGCCCUGCGUCUGGCCUUGGCAAACAGACCUGGUCAUUGGGGCAGCUUUAUCUCAAUAUAGGCUUCUAGUAACAAAAAAGGAAGAAAGAUCACAGAAACCUCCGUUAUCUUCAACAAAAUCCAAAAAGGAGGUGGAGGUAUGGAUUGGAAUGACUGUUGAGGAACUGGCCAGAGCAAUGGAAAAAGACAUAGAUUGUGUAUUUGAAGCUUUAAUGAACACUGAUAUUGACAUAGAUUCACUAGAAGCACACUCACAUUUAGAUGAAGUGUGGAUCAAAGAAGUAAUAAAGAAGACGAGGAUGAAGUUAAAAUGGAGCAAAUUAAAACAGGACAAAGUCAGAGAAAAUAAAGAUGCUGUAAAAAGGCCUCAGGCAGAUCCAGCUUUAUUAAUCCCAAGGUCCCCAGUUGUUACUAUAAUGGGCCAUGUUGAUCAUGGGAAAACGACGUUACUUGACAAACUGCGAAAAACUCAAGUGGCAGCAAUGGAAGCUGGAGGCAUCACUCAGCACAUUGGUGCCUUUCUUGUCUCUCUGCCUUCUGGGGAAAGGAUAACGUUUCUUGAUACUCCAGGACAUGCUGCUUUCUCAGCAAUGAGAGCCAGAGGUGCUCAGGUCACUGACAUUGUUAUAUUGGUUGUAGCUGCAGAUGAUGGAGUGAUGAAACAAACUGUAGAAUCUAUUCAGCAUGCCAGAGAUGCUCAAGUUCCUAUUGUACUUGCCAUAAACAAAUGUGACAAAGCUGAGGCUGAUCCUGAAAAAGUGAAGAAAGAACUGCUAGCUUAUGAUGUGGUGUGUGAGGAUUAUGGAGGCGAUGUCCAAGCAGUGCACAUCUCUGCAGUCACGGGUGAUAAUCUGAUGGCUUUGGCAGAGGCAACGAUUGCUUUGGCAGAAAUGUUAGAAUUGAAAGCAGACCCCACUGGUCCAGUAGAAGGAACAGUAAUAGAAUCUUUCACAGACAAAGGAAGAGGUCCCGUUACUACAGCUAUAAUUCAAAGAGGAACUUUGAGGAAAGGCUCGAUUCUGGUUGCUGGAAAGAGUUGGGCAAAAGUACGCUUAAUGUUUGAUGAGAAUGGAAAACCAAUCCAAGAGGCCUAUCCCAGCAUGCCAGUGGGAAUUGUAGGCUGGAGAGACCUCCCUUCUGCAGGAGAUGAAAUUCUUGAAGUAGAAUCUGAGGGAAGGGCACGUGCAGUUGUUGACUGGAGGAAGUAUGAGCAAGAACAGGAGAAAAAUAAAGAGGAUCUGAAAAUAUUAGAAGAAAAGCGAAAGGAACACCAAGAAGCACAUCAGAAAGCCCGUGAGAAGUAUGGCACUUUGCACUGGAAGGAGAGAUCAUUUCUAAAGUAUCAAGAAAAAAAAGAACAAAAACUUUUAAAGCCAAAAGAGAAAGAAGAAAGGGAUUCACCUGUACUUCCUAUAAUUAUUAAAGGUGAUGUUGAUGGUUCCGUUGAGGCCAUUGUGGACAUUAUGAAUACCUAUGACGCUUCACAUGAGUGUGAACUCCAAUUAGUACACUUUGGUGUGGGUGAUGUCAGUGAAAAUGAUGUUAACCUUGCUGAAACAUUUCAUGGUGUUAUAUAUGGCUUCAAUGUGAAUGCGGGCAAUGUUAUCCAGAAGUCUGCUGCAAAAAAAGGAGUAAAAAUUAAGCUUCACAAAAUCAUUUACCGUCUGAUUGAAGAUGUUCAGGAGGAACUGAGCUUCAGAUUGCCCUGCACUGUGGAAGAGAAUCCAAUAGGUGAGGCUUCUAUACUAGCUACCUUCACUGUAACAGAAGGAAAGAAAAAAGUUCCUGUGGCCGGCUGCAGAGUCCAAAAGGGACAGUUAGAAAAACAAAAAAAAUUUAAGUUAAUCCGUAACAGAGAUGUUAUUUGGAAGGGUUCAUUAACCUCAUUGAAACACCAUAAAGAUGAUAUUUCAGUCAUCAAAAGUGGAAUGGACUGUGGUCUCAGUUUGAGUGAAGAAAAGAUAGAAUUUAAAGUGGGAGAUGAAAUUAUUUGUUAUGAAGAAAAAGAAGUUCCAGGCAAGACUUCUUGGGAUCCAGGAUUUUAAAAUUGUUAAAAAUGUAAACAAGUAAUGAGGUGCCCAACUGGCUCAGUUGGUAGAACAUGUGACUCUUGGGCUCAAAGUUCAAACCCCAUGCUGGGCAGAGAUUACUUCAAAAAAUAAACUAAAAAAUGUAAACA
This is a messenger RNA of Canis lupus familiaris (dog), 2689 nucleotides long. It is a transcript of the gene MTIF2, whose product is annotated as mitochondrial translational initiation factor 2. The transcript has 15 exons. NCBI's taxonomy places the organism in Eukaryota, Metazoa, Chordata, Mammalia, Carnivora, Canidae. Bases 372 to 2555 code for a protein of 727 amino acids. The record is from RefSeq and is a predicted model, not a curated record. Gene Ontology annotation, molecular function: GTPase activity; GTP binding; translation initiation factor activity. Gene Ontology annotation, biological process: translational initiation.